GUCGGUGGCCUUGAGGAUUACACUAGCCUGGCGGACAGUUCCACACCUGCAGUCCUGCGACGGGUCCGGGUCCGCUACGUCCGUGCACGUCCAGAAUGCUGCUGCUCUUCCUGCUGUUGUUGCUGCCAGGGUCUAGACCCGCAGCCAGCCAGAAUUCAUCAGACACAUCCAGGAGGUCACACGUGUACCGACGUGGGAUAUUGGAACUGGCGGAUACUGUGAGUUGUGUGGGAACUCGACCUCCCCUAGCCUAUGCAAAAUAUGGUUGUUUUUGUGGCCUGGGAGGCCAUGGCAAGCCUCUGGAUGACACUGACAGGUGCUGCCACCAACAUGAUUGCUGCUACACUCGUGCUGAAGAGUUUGGCUGCAGCCCCAAGUUGGAGAGAUACCCCUGGCAGUGUGUCGAUCACCAGAUCCAGUGUGGACCUGCAGAGAACAAAUGCUACGAACUCAUGUGUGAGUGUGACAAGACCAUUGCGUACUGCCUCGCCAAGGCUAAGUACAACCUCAAGUAUUUGUUCUACCCUCGCUUUUUAUGUGAUGAGGAUUCUCCCACUUGUAACUGACUGUCCUGACUUGAG
Molecule: messenger RNA, 581 nt
Organism: Cavia porcellus (domestic guinea pig)
Lineage: Eukaryota; Metazoa; Chordata; Mammalia; Rodentia; Caviidae
Gene: Pla2g10
Product: phospholipase A2 group X
Exons: 4
Coding region: 96-566 (156 amino acids)
Biological process (GO): lipid catabolic process; arachidonate secretion; phospholipid metabolic process
Molecular function (GO): calcium ion binding; phospholipid binding
Source: RefSeq, a predicted model, not a curated record